AUGAAUGACGAUGCGACGAUUCAGGAUCUCUAUCGCAAGAUAGAGAAGGAAAAGAGCAUGAUCACCGCGGCCAACAAGAUGAGACAGGCCACGCAGAAUCCCCAACUCAUCUCGCGCGCUGAGAGCCAAAUCCGCGAUGCCCAGCGCCACAUCCAAUAUUUUGAGCAGACCCUCCACGAUCUGCGCACGCGGCAGAUGGGCCGGGAUAUGGGCCACAUGUCCGUGUCUGGCAACGGUGCUCCUCCCAACGGCUCCCCCGACCGCACCGGGCAAGGGAGGAUCAAUCAGCAAGGCUAUAACGAGGGUUCCGACUAUGGGAACCCUGGGCCGGGAGGGUACAGUGGUGGCGGCGCCCCGGGACAGAUGCCCGCCAGAGGGCCCUACGCUCCCCCAGGACCUGCAGACCGGACGCCACGAGCACGCCCGAAUUUCAGCAAACUCGAUCUCAUCAAAGCCGAUACGCAGCACCUCGGCCCCCGCAUCCAGCACAUGCUGUCCCAGCUCGAGUUCAAACUGAGUGUCGAGAAGCAAUACAAAGCCGGUGUCGAAAAGAUGCUCCAACUAUACUCCAUGUCCAACGAUCGCAAGAGCAGGGCAGAGGCAGAAGGCAAGCGGAUCGAGAGUACACAGAAGAUCCAGCUCCUGACUCGAGCGCUGCGGCGGCACGAGGACCUACACGUCAACGUCGACAUCAGUGACGCCAACGACAACGACAGCCUGGACACGCCGAGCCAGCGGAAGCCAUUGACCGGCCACAUGUCGGUGCGGAUCCGCGCCAUCUCCGAUGUCGACCACGCCGCCACCACACGAUUUUCCCGAGGACCAGAGACUUUUGUCGUCAUCAAGGUGGAGGACUCCUUCAAGGGGAGGACAAAAUCUACGCGCACGGAUCGAUGGAGCGAUGAGACGCACGAGUUUGACGUCGACAAGGCGAACGAAGUCGAAUUUACCGUUUACGACAAGUCGGGCGAUCAGGCGGUUCCCAUUGGGCUGCUGUGGAUUCGAAUCGCAGAUUUAGUAGACGAUAUCCGACGCAAGAGGGUGGAGACGGAAUUCAACCAGGCUGGUUGGAUGACUGCGGACAAGAUGGACGCUCAUGCGGGACGGCCAGACCUGCAAUUUCAACCCCCACCGACCGCCCAUGGGUACCAGAAUCAAAACAGUACCGCGGCUGCCGCUGGCGGUCCUCCGGGCUCCGGCCUGCAUUCGCAGACCGGGCCGAUCUACAUCGACGCGUGGUUCUCACUCGAGCCUGUGGGCAAGAUUCAGCUCACCCUUGGCUUCGUGAAACAGGUCAAGGAGCGAAAGGGAUUCGAUGCCGUUGGCUUGGGUCGAAAAGGCGCCGUGCGGCAGAAGAAGGAAACCGUCAUCGAGCAGUACGGCCACAAAUUCACCACCCAGACCUUCUACAACAUCAUGCGCUGUGCUCUGUGCGGCGACUUUCUCAAAUACACGGCCGGCAUGCAAUGUGUGGACUGCAAAUACACCUGCCACGAAAAAUGCCACAAAAAGGUCGUCACGAAGUGCAUCAGCAAAUCCAAUGCCGAGACCGAUCCGGACGAGGAAAAGAUCAAUCACCGCAUCCCCCAUCGCUUCGAUGCCUUUUCCAACAUGGGCGCCAACUGGUGCUGUCAUUGUGGUUACAUGCUGCCCAUCGGCCGCAAGCAAUCGCGGAAGUGCAGUGAGUGCAAGCUGACGUGCCACUACAAUUGCGUGCACUUUGUUCCCGACUUCUGUGGGAUGAGCAUGGAAGCGGCCAACAAGAUUCUUCUGGAGAUUCGGUUGGCCAAGAGCGGACAGCGCAGACUUCAAGAGACUCUGCGACCUUCCUCGAAUACUACUCCUCGACCAGGGCCGGGAGCUCCUUCUGGCAUGACCAGUUACGUGGCGACGAAUGCUCAUCAAGACCAGGUGGCAACAGAAGGCCCGUCGACAUCGCAGGAGAGGUUCUCGUAUGGCAGGGACUCCCGAUACUCUGAUGGGUACGAACAGCCGCCGAGAACGUCAUCCUAUGGUCCGCCAAACCAGUCGUCUGUCAAUGCAGCUCAAGCUGCCGCUUCGGCUCAGUACGGCGGGCCGUCAUCCCCAGAGCAGCGUCCACCUGCGCAAAGAUCGCAGUCCUCACAAUCCGCGGCGGCGGCGGCAGCGGCAGCAGCAUCGGCCGCACUGACGGGCAGGCGACCUCCUGCAGACUCGCGGACAAGCUACGGUCAACCAAGUCCGUAUGGCCAGCCGCAGUCGCAAGGCUCUGCUUUUGCGGAUGGGUACAGGGAGAGCCGGAGCAAUCAACGUCCACCGCCUCUGGAUGCUCAAUCCCAAACGCCUGCGUAUGAUCCGCGGGCAUAUGCCCAGUUCAACCAACAGCAGCAACAACAGCAGCAACCUCAGUAUGGACAUCAAACAUCCGCCCCGUCGAUCCCGCAGAUCAACGUACCCCAGUCUCCACCGCCUCAGUCACACCAAGCUCCACCUGCUGCUGGACCGGUCACCACCAUCACUCAGCCCGUCGCAGAAGAGCGAGAGCGACGAUCCGCGCCGCCGGCCAACACUCAAGGCAGCGGCCGACGCAUCGGUCUCGACCACUUCAACUUCCUCGCCGUGCUGGGCAAAGGAAACUUUGGCAAGGUCAUGUUGGCCGAGACGAAGACAACGAAGCAACUCUACGCCAUCAAAGUGCUGAAGAAAGAGUUUAUCAUUGAAAACGACGAGGUGGAAAGUGUUCGGUCGGAGAAGCGGGUCUUGCUGAUCGCCAAUAAGGAACGGCAUCCCUUCCUCAUCAACCUCCACGCCUGCUUCCAGACGGAAACGCGUGUCUACUUCGUCAUGGAGUACAUCAGCGGCGGUGACUUAAUGCUGCACAUCCAGCGCUCCCAAUUCGGCACGAAACGCUCCCAAUUCUACGCUGCCGAGGUGUGCCUCGCGCUGAAGUACUUCCACGAGAAUGGCGUCAUCUACCGCGAUCUCAAACUCGACAACAUCAUGCUCACGCUGGACGGCCACAUCAAAGUGGCCGACUACGGUCUGUGCAAGGAAGACAUGUGGUACGGUUCGACAACGAGCACCUUCUGCGGCACGCCGGAAUUCAUGGCGCCGGAGAUUCUACUCGACAAGCGCUACGGCCGCGCGGUGGACUGGUGGGCCUUUGGCGUUCUCAUCUACCAAAUGCUACUGCAGCAAUCGCCCUUCCGCGGCGAGGACGAAGACGAAAUCUACGACGCCAUCCUCGCCGAUGAGCCGCUGUACCCCAUCCACAUGCCGCGUGACAGCGUCUCCAUCCUGCAGAAGCUGCUGACGCGCGAGCCCGAACUGCGGCUGGGGUCGGGCGUGACGGAUGCGCAGGAGAUCAUGUCGCACGCCUUCUUCCGCAACGUCAAUUGGGAUGACAUCUACCACAAGCGCGUGCAACCGCCUUUCUUGCCGACGAUCAAGGGGCGCGCGGAUACGAGUAAUUUCGGGGACGAAUUCACGAGUGAAACGCCGGUUUUGACGCCGGUGCAGUCGGUUUUGUCGCAGGCUAUGCAAGAGGAGUUCCGCGGCUUCUCUUACUCUGCGGACUUUGCUUGA
Neohortaea acidophila is the source of this 3564-nucleotide messenger RNA. RefSeq lists its product as uncharacterized. The record is from RefSeq and is a predicted model, not a curated record. NCBI's taxonomy places the organism in Eukaryota, Fungi, Ascomycota, Dothideomycetes, Mycosphaerellales, Teratosphaeriaceae. Gene Ontology annotation, biological process: fungal-type cell wall biogenesis; signal transduction; protein phosphorylation. The transcript has 3 exons. Bases 1 to 3564 code for a protein of 1187 amino acids. Gene Ontology annotation, molecular function: diacylglycerol-dependent serine/threonine kinase activity; ATP binding.